AUGACUAUUAAGCUAGUCGUUGGAGGGCAACAUAUUCAUGUUAUUAGUGCUUAUAUACCUCUUGCGGACUUGGGCGAAGAGGUUAAAAGACACUUAUGGAAGGAUUUGGACGAGGUUUUGCAAGGUGUCCCACACUCCGACAAGCUGUUCAUAGGUGUAGAUUUUAAUGGCGUUAUUGGGGCGUCUGCUAGCGGUUACGACGAAGUGCAUGAUGACUUCAAUUUUGGAUAUAGAAGUGAAGGAGGUACUUCGCUUUUGGAUUUUGCUAGUGCUUUUGAUUUAGUUAUAGCUAACUCAUGUUUUCACAAAAGGGAGGAGCAUUUGGUCACCUUCCAUAAUAUGGUGUCCAAGAGCCACAUUGAUUAUCUUCUCUUCAGAAGGUGCAAUAGAGGUCUAUGCUCAGAUUGCAAGGUUAUCCCGACCGAGAAUAUAGUAACCUAA
This is a messenger RNA of Nicotiana tabacum (common tobacco), 441 nucleotides long. Lineage: Eukaryota; Viridiplantae; Streptophyta; Magnoliopsida; Solanales; Solanaceae. The record is from RefSeq and is a predicted model, not a curated record.